Molecule: messenger RNA, 558 nt
Organism: Symbiodinium sp. CCMP2592
Lineage: Eukaryota; Dinophyceae; Suessiales; Symbiodiniaceae
Source: the annotation of a GenBank genome assembly
AUGGCGUGGAGCCGCACGAAUGGUGCCUUCAUCGACAGGACGUCGCACGGGAUCAUCCUUUGGGCAGAGCGUAUCCGAACUGAGAGACGGAGGCUUGGGCUCGAAGAUCCCAAUGCCCCCACCACGGCAGACGUCAUGAUCGGCGACGUGCUAGAGAAGCAGCCUAUCCCCAAGGCGCGAGAGGACUGGCUUCCCGAGGGUGCAAAGCUUCGCGUGUUCCAUCGCCGGGCGCUUGAGAGGUCCCGGCCCCGUUUGGGAGCGACCUCCUUCGAGUACGGAAGGUUUCACGUGAGCCACCCAGAGGUGCAUGCUUCCUACUUCCGCAAAAGGGAUCGCAUCGCCAGCCUUGUGGCAGAGCAGCGGCAGAGGGAGUACCGGGAGAUGCAGAAGAAGCAUCCUUGCUCCUGGCAUGGCAUCAAGCCGCCAGCAACACCGAAGAUGGAAGCGCCCUUGCUCCGUUCCAGGUCAGAGCCCGGCCUAGAAGCGAGCGAGGAGUCCGACCCUUUGAUGCAGCGGCUCGUGAAGUUGGAGAGGACUUUCGCCUGUGAGGUUCGGUGA